Molecule: messenger RNA, 2159 nt
Organism: Cygnus atratus (black swan)
Lineage: Eukaryota; Metazoa; Chordata; Aves; Anseriformes; Anatidae
Gene: ZBBX
Product: zinc finger B-box domain containing
Exons: 17
Coding region: 115-2142 (675 amino acids)
Biological process (GO): cilium movement
Cellular component (GO): motile cilium
Source: RefSeq, a predicted model, not a curated record
AGUAGUCUUCAGGCUACAUCAAAACUAGAGCGUUAUCCUGCCUGUCUAGAUGCACUAGUCUCGCUAGCACACUGGAAGAACCUUCUGUUCUAAGAAUAGAUUGUACUGGGAAUCAUGAACAGCAAUGGUUUUGUAAUACUCCCAGGUUCAAAAAGUGGAACCUCAGUGAGAUUAAAAGCAAAAACUGUUCGAGAAUUGCGGUUGGAGAAGGUGCAGUUAGAAAUGGAGAAUAAAGAGAUGGAGAAGAAAUUACGGCAACUGCAAUCCAACAUGAGCAGAGAAAAAGAAGAGAGAAAGAAAUCAAGCGCUUAUCACUGGAAAACUGGACAGGCAGGACCAAUGACCAUCCAAGCCCGAGUUUUGUCACAAAGCAAAGAAAAAAAUAAUAAGGUUUCUUUGGGAAAAGUGAAGUUGCAAAUACUGAAAGAACAGAUGAAAGAGCCAGUGAAAGAACCAUUUAAGCAUGAAAUGUCAAAUUCUGUAGCUCAUGAAAAAUCUGAAGUGAAGGAGCUAGCGUGUGGACAAUGUGAAACUAAGAGCGGGCUGCUGACAGAAGCCAAUAUGCAUUUUGGAAAAUUGGAAGUUGUCCAUCACUUCACCAAUGAAGUAAAUCUGAAUGAAUCUAAAAUUAAUCAUGAGGAGAAGAAAGUAAACUGCAAACAUCAGGUCACUUCAAACAAAUUUUCAUCUUUGCCAGUGUCAGUAAGCAGUGCUGAGGAACUCUUCUCGGAAUCAGCCUGGACAGGCCUUGACGAUCAGGACAAAGGGUUAUUACUAAAUGGUACAUUUAAUGAGGAGGAAUCUGCAAAGUCUUUUCAUGAAGCUUUGAUUCAAUGGAGAAAUGGUAGUUGUGAUCACAGAAAAGAACAGCAUGCUGAGUCUGUGGGAAUUUGUGAGGUACAGACCAAUCUGACUAUUGUGAAAGAACAUGUCCAAAUUCAAUUCAAGGAGGGUGGCCUGAGCUACAUGGAGAAACUCUUGCUUAAGAAAUACAGAAGAACUGCUGUUGAUGAAAUAUCUGGUAGUUGCAUUAAAGAUUUAAGGCCUAUGCAAACACAGACUGUGUCACAUCAGGCUGUGGCUGGAGGAGGCGAAAAAGGAGAUGAUGAUGAUGUCAAUGAUUUAACAGUUGAAGAGGUGAAGAGAUACUGGACAUCUGUAUUUAGAGAGCAGGUAACCAAAACUGUUCCUGAAAGUGCAGAGCCCACUCUGAAAAUUGAAUUUCUUGAUGAUUCUUAUUGCACGGACUUGGAAGAAUCAUGUAACUUUUUGGUGACGGAAGCUGGGGCUAUAGAAAUGAAUAACCAAAGAAAAACUGAAACACUCGAAGAGUUUGAAAGGUAUGAGAAAUACAGAGAUAAUUUGGGUCCAGCAGUUGCAGGUCAGAACAACACACUAUUAGACCUUUUGCCAGAAGAAACCGUGGGCACGAUGAGAAAGUCAUCGUGUCAUUUAACUGCCACAGCUGACACUCCGUAUCUUUUACAUCUUCCUAUUGACAGAAAUCCUGUUUCUUCCAAAGAAAUUUUGCAAGGACGUAAGAAGUGGGUUGCUGCCAGGAGCUUAAGUGAAUACGCUGAUGACUCUGUAGUUCAAGGUGUCAUAGAAAGUCAAUUGAAUAGAUCUUCAAGUGGUCUUGAGACUCAAAAUAGAAUUUCUCCCCUGAUGGUAGUGUGCAGAUCGUAUUCAGGGAAUGAUUCCAAAAGACCUCAGUCGGCAGAUAUGCCACACUAUAAACUGACUAGAAAUUGUCCAAAAAACAUUCAGCCAAGACCAAAGAGUUCACCUAUGCAUAUGUUUAGAGUUGAUACUGAGAUACCAAAGCACGAGUGCAUUGAUGUAACUAAGCAAGAUGAGGAUCAUUGGAAAUAUAUUGCUGACCAAGAAGCCCUACUUACUCUGGAAAAAGAAUUACAAAGUUAUGCAAGUUCACAAGAAAAACUUUACAGCUUAACUUCUGAAGAUGUAACCUCUUCCAGCAGAUGCUUGAAGAAGAUAUAUGGAAACGUUACAGAUUUCCAUAGAAACUUGGAACUAAAAGACCACAACAGGGAUGAUAUGUCUGGGGGCUGUGAUGAAGGCCAAAUGGAUGAUAAGGAAGAAAUUCUGGAGGAUAAACGACAGGUUCUUGCGUUACAGUGAACAUGCAAAGAAUUGAA